GUUGAAAAACAGAAUCGACCGUUGGUUCCAUCAAACAGAACACGCUCUCCCCUCUGUUUUCUCACUCCCCUGCUUCUGAAGCUACUGCAACUUCUUCCAACCAAACGAUAAUGGCAGAAGAUUAUGGAUUCACACAAGAGGAAAUGGCUGUGACUGAGAACCUUGGGUACCCAAAAGCGUAUGCUAAACUCUGCAGGGAUCGUGGUUUCACUCCCUACCGCCAUGGCCCUCCCUUCACUUUCAUCCCUCAUGCUUUGCAUGAAGACGACGCUGAAAGAGCAAGUAAGUUAGAUCAAAUGUUUCCGAUUAUGGAUCUGAAAGCUAAGCCAACCACGAAGCCAAAAAUCUUCGUCAGCAUAUUGUGGAAGCAGCUUAGCCAUCUUGGGAAUGCUGGUUUUGACCCUGCCGUAAUUCGAGUAGAUGGUUAUGGCAAUGUGCUGUAUUAUCAUGCUGACUCAGCCUCUCCUCUUGCCUGGGACAUUGAUCACUGGUUUCCUUGUUCAAGGGGAGGUUUGACAGUGUUGAGCAAUCUAAGGAUAUUGCAGAGGCAAGUCUGUAAGAGGAAGAAGAAUAAGCUGGAAUUCUUAGUCCCAUGGUGGGAUUUCCAAUUGGGUAUCUCUGUAAACCAAUUCCUCUCCAUUUUUGCCUCUUCAAAUUCAGACUUUAGGCACAGGGCAUUUUCAUUUUUGUUCUCUGAAGGGGAAAACCAUGAAUUGAAUGCUUCACAAAUAGUGGAUUCCCAUUCUUUUCCACAGCACUUCAUUGGGCUCAAAGAAAAAGUUGGCCUUGCUCCAGCUGCAAUUGUAGAAUCUCGAAGGGAACCUUUCGAUGUAUUGGCUUUAAGACAUCUCGAUUAUAAUAACAAGAAGGCAAGGCCUAUGUCUCAAGCAAUAGUAUCUUCUAGAAAAGUAAAUGCCAAUCUACUGAAAGAAAAUGAAGACCCGGAAUUCGUUAAGAACCCCUACCAAGCCAUUGUCAUGGCAAGAGAUUCUCUGAAGCAAAGAGAAGAAGCUACUAAAAUGCAGACAGAGAUACAGAAACUAGAUAAUGAAGUGGAUGAACUGAAGCUCAAAAAUGAGGAAGAGAAGCUCGUUAUUGAAGACCUGGAAAUGACACUCAUAAAACGAAGGAAGAAGGCAGAAAAAUGCAGACGGUUAGCGGAAGCUCAAUCUUCUUAUAGGAGCAUGUUAGAGAAGAUGAUUAGAGAUACCAUGCACCAGAGUGUCUUGUACAAGGAACAAGUAAGACUGAACCAGGCUGCAACUAAUGCACUAAUGGCUAGACUUGAAGCUCAGAGGGGGAUUUGUGAUGCUGCAGAGAGAGAGCUUCAUAAGAAGUUUAGACAAAAAGAAGAGAUAGAGAAUCAGAUAAGAUCUACAUGGGAUCAAGGAAGGAAGAGGUCCAGAAUAGACGAUACCAACUUUGAAGGAAGAAGAGAUAGUAAUCAAGCUCUCUAUUUGCCUGGGAUCAGGCCAAGAACACCAUUGCACAAGGAGCUCAGACUGUUCUUGGAAGAGGAACAAAGGACAUCUGAAGCUGGCUUAUCCGCAAAUGAAGAACAAAAGCAAGAAGUAAAAGAAGAGGAAGCAAGAAUCAGAAAUGAGAAGCUGGAGGAGCAUGCCGGAUCAGUUGUUGAAUUGGAUGGAGAAGACUCAAUUGAGAAUGGAGUUAAGAAUCUCGAAAUCAAUGAAUGCAAGAGAAGAGUCUAUGAAAUUGAAACUGCGGAAGAAGAUGAGGAAAUCAGGAGGCAGCGUGGGAAAGGAAACGUUGAGAAGUGGCUUCAAAUGCUUUUAGAGAAGAGUCCAGAAGCACCGGAUCCGGAACCAUACGAGACAAAUGAAGAUGCUUGUGGUGGAACUCAAGAUAUAAUAAUCCAAAAGUUGAAUCAGGUUUUCCCACAACUGGACUUGAAGAUCUCCAAGGUUUCAGAUUCUGAUGACAAUGAGAAGCAGCUUCAACUUCCUCAGGAAAGAACAGAAUGGGGAGCUGGAAGAUCUAUGGCAACAGGAAACAAAGAUUACUCUGAAGAAACUUGCAUAGGUAGUGAAGGAAAUAGAACUCUCAACUUUGAUAAGGUGAUGGAAAGUAAGGAACAGAAGAAGGGAAAAAGGCUCGUUAGAUCAGAGAGUGCCGGCACCUUGAGGCGAAUCCCAUCAUCACCAUUGCUUCUUGGGAUGAAAAAAGGUGUCGAAUGCAUUCGGAAGAAGUCCUUUAAGUGGUGAUGAUGAUGAGGAUCUUGCUGCAAAAAACAUAUUGUUUAGAUCAUGUUUGACUGUGUUAGUCUAUGCAUAAUGCAGUUGCCUUUAUGUUUACUUGAUUUUUCUUUUUUUCCUUCUCAAUUUGUGUGAUGCUGCCUGAAUAAGUGAGUGGCCCAAAAAAGAAAUUAAAGGAGAGAAAAACUUGUAAAAAAUGUAAGCAUUCUAUUGUUUGAUACUUUGAUUUGUGUAUAAGAUUCUUUUAUUCAUAGUUGUCAAAUAUAUGUGAGAAUGUAUAACGGCUUCUUG
Arachis stenosperma is the source of this 2504-nucleotide messenger RNA. RefSeq lists its product as uncharacterized. The transcript has 7 exons. Bases 111 to 2222 code for a protein of 703 amino acids. The record is from RefSeq and is a predicted model, not a curated record. Lineage: Eukaryota; Viridiplantae; Streptophyta; Magnoliopsida; Fabales; Fabaceae.